Molecule: messenger RNA, 1080 nt
Organism: Colletotrichum godetiae
Lineage: Eukaryota; Fungi; Ascomycota; Sordariomycetes; Glomerellales; Glomerellaceae
Product: acyl CoA binding protein-domain-containing protein
Exons: 3
Coding region: 195-1061 (288 amino acids)
Biological process (GO): fatty acid metabolic process
Molecular function (GO): fatty-acyl-CoA binding
Source: RefSeq, a predicted model, not a curated record
CCUCGCUCUACCGGCACAUCCAGGUGAUUUGCGGAACAAGGUUAUCUGAGUUGCUAUCUUCGCCUGGUGUUGUUGAGCCGAACCCAACCCCGACGCCAGAACACCUCGGAUAUACCCCCAUAAACGAACGCGUCUUCCCUCCCUUUACCAACUAAUCACAUCGGUUCGGCCGCCUUUGAGAAAUAGCCUUCUAGAUGGCUGACUCCGUGGAUCGCGUGUUCGUCCAUGCCUUAAAUACCGUCAAGAAAAUCCCCAAAACGGGGGCAUCGCGUCCCCCGCCGUCCGACAGACUGCGACUCUAUGGUCUUUACAAGCAAGCGAUGGAGGGGGAUGUCGAUGGCGUCAUGGAGCGGCCGACCUCGGCUUCCGGCAUGCCAGCCGACGAGCUUCAACGCGAGAAAGACAAGUGGGAUGCGUGGAACCUCCAGAAAGGACUGAGUCGGACGGAAGCGAAGAGAAGAUAUAUCGAGGCGCUGAUCGAGACGAUGCACAAAUAUGCGACAACGCCAGACGCAAAGGAACUUGUCUCGGAACUCGAGUUCGUAUGGAAUCAGAUCAAGAACAACAGCCCCAGCUCGACCGACUCUUCACCGAAAGGCACAGGUUACACCGGCGAAUUACGGCAGUUCCAGCCACCCCUGGCCGGAUCCGAAGGCCCCCUGAAGGUUCUCAGCCCCAUGAGCGAGGACGAUGCCGCAGAAAGACAUUCGGACGGAAGGAUAGGCUACGACGAUGACGAUGAAGGGGACGCGCUUGUGCCGAGUAGCAACUGGUCUCGGAGUGUGGAGCGCGCGCUUGAGAAGCUGUCCGCCGAGGUCGCAGCAUUACGAGAGCAAAUAGCAACAGGAAGAGAGUGGAAGUCCAAGAAGUCACGAAGCUUCCCAGCCUGGCUACGAUGGUUUACAUGGAUCGUCAUGAAACAUUUAGCUAUCGAUAUGGUGCUGCUAGCCUUCGUCCUACUGUGGAUGCGCAAGCGGAAGGACCGGCGACUGGAAGACUUGGUUCGGGCAGGGGUGAAGUUGAUGCGGGAGUACGUGAGGAACGUCUUACCAGCCAGAUGACAAUUCUCUCUCGCGGGCG